This is a messenger RNA of Zea mays, 2205 nucleotides long. Its product is annotated as embryonic protein DC-8. The record is from RefSeq and is a predicted model, not a curated record. Gene Ontology annotation, cellular component: cytosol. The transcript has 2 exons. NCBI's taxonomy places the organism in Eukaryota, Viridiplantae, Streptophyta, Magnoliopsida, Poales, Poaceae. Gene Ontology annotation, biological process: cold acclimation. The coding region runs from base 162 to 1976 and encodes 604 amino acids.
GCAGGCCAUCACCAAGCCGCAAUCCACUAGCGUCGAGCCAUUACAACUGCUGACUAUCAGCUCACACACCUCCGUUCGUAAUAGCAUAGUAGCCACGCUCUACUCGUCUUAGCUCUCGAAGUGCCACUGCAGUCUUCGCCGGCCAGCUCGAUCGCCGCACAAUGGCGUCACAGCAGCAAACCAGGAAGCAGCAGGCCACCAAGGGCCACCAGGAGGCCGACCGAGGCCAGGCGAUGAACCUGGAGGAGAUCGGCAAGUACCGCGCCGAGGCGCAGCAGCGGUCGGCGGACGCCAUCCGCGCCGCCGAGGACCGGUUCCACAAGGCCAACAACCAGCAGGCGCGCGGCGCCGGGGCGCGCGGGACUGUCACCGUGGCCCAGGCGCCCGUCGCCACUGUGGUCCCGUAUCAGGAGAGCGUGAAGCAGGUGGAGACGGAGAGCCACGGCCGCGGUAGCCACGGCUCUGAGCCGCAGCAGUGGCUGGCGGACGCCGCGGCCGAUGCCAGGGAGAGGUGCAACAAGGCCCUGGGGACGAGCCCGGCCGCCGCUCACGAAGGCAAGGCGUCGGCCGCCCACGCGACGGCUGGCGCAGCUCCACACCAGCAAACCAAGAACGAGCAGGAGGGUGGUCAAGUCCACGGCCAUCUAACAAGGCAGGACGAGAUGGGGAAGCACGGCAGCGAGGCGCAGAAGAACUCGACCGCGGAGGCCGCACGUGCCGCGGUGGAGAAGCACGACGGAGGCAGGGAGACCGGUGCGGCCGCGGGACAGGGCGUGAAGGACACGGCGGCGAAGCACGACAAGUACGGGGAGACCGGCGCGACCGCGGGACGAAAGAGUGUAAAGGACACGGCGUCGCGCGCGGCUGGCGCCACGGCGGACUACGCCUCGGCCAAGGGCGCCGAUGCCAAGGAUACCGGCGCGAGCGGCGCGCAGGCCGCGGAGGAGAAGACCCAGGAGGCCACGGGGAAAGCGGCCGACUACACCAAGCAGGCGGCCGCGAAGGUGAAGGAUCUCACUGCCGGUGCGGCCGGGACGACCAUGGAGUACGCGAAGCAGGCGGCUGUGAAGGCCAAGGACGUGACGCUGGCCACCGGGGAGACGGCAGCAGAGUACGCUAAGCAGGCGGCGGUGAAAGGCAAGGACGUGACGCUGAGCACCGGUGAGACGGCCGCGGAGUACGCCAAGGCCGCGGCCGAGAAGGCGAAGGAGGCAGCGGUGGCAACGGGAAAGACGACGGCCGGGUACACGCAGCAGGCAGCCGUGAAGGCCAAGGACGCGACGGUCUCCACGGGCGCGCAGGUGGCGCAGAAGGCCACGGAGGUGACGGCCGACACCGCGCGCAAGGUGGCGGAGUACGCCAAGGAGAAGGCGGAGCAAGGCAAGGAGCGCGCGGCCCGCGCCGCCGACGAGGUGGAGGAGCCAGGGAGUGGCGCAACCGCGCAGGCCAAGGAACCGGCGUCCCAGACGGCGGACAAUAAGGCUCGCGACAUCACCGGACAGCACAAGGACACCACCGGCGACAUGGCGCGUAAGGCCGCGGACACGGCCGUACAGGCCAAGGACAAGGUGAGGGACACGGCCGUAUCCAUGGUUCAGAAGGCGGGCGAUACCGCCGUACGUGCCAAGGACACGGCGUGGGAUGCGGCCGGCGGCAUGGCGCAGAGGUCGAGAGACACCGGUGCCCAGGCCGGUGACAAGGCGGAGGACGUCACUUGGCGCGCUGAGCAGGAGGCAGGGGAGUUGAAAGAGAGAGCGUCAGGGACCGUCAAGACCGGCGGUGGCGCUUCGACGACGAAGGCGAAGGGUGGCGGCGACGAGAACACGACGGUAGUGGGCGACGUCCUGGAGGCGGUGGGCGCGACGGUGGUUGGGCUCGCGAAGCACACCAAGGGGAUCGUGGCCGGCGAGGAGGAGCUCGUCCCAGUCGGAGGUGAGAAAGGGAAGUCACCGGAGGAGAAGACCAAGCUCGCGUGAUGGAGUGCUUCUUUGGGUGGUUGGCGGGGAAGUCUCUGGGUUCAGUCGCCUGUAUGGGUUCCGCCCUGUACCGCUUUUAAGACACGUCCAUCUGUGUAUAGUAUAGUAGAAUAAUGUUGUCGGUCGGUGUGUGUGUCCGUCCGGUGCGGCCGUGCGGGGCCGGUGUGAACUGCGAUCUCGUACGAGUGCAGCUAUCCAUAAUAUAGUGUGUUUAUAACGUAUGGCUUGA